AUGCUACUGUCUGAGAUAAAACAUGGGGGUGUCAUCAAAUUGGUCGGUGUUUGCCGUACCAAUCUAGGUUUAUACCUGGUUUAUCCCUUCUAUGAGAGGGGAGAUCUCCAGAAAAGCAUUGAAGUUUUAGAUUGGGAGAGAGCAUUAAAUGUUAUCACGAAAGUUGCUGAGGCACUCAGGGUUUUGCAUAUGCUUAUGGUCGUAUGCAGGGGCUUGAAGCCCGCUGACAUAUUGUUGGAUCAAAACUGGAACCCUGUAUUGACAGAUUUUGGGCGAAUGAAGAUGUAUGGAGAUGCUUUAAGUGGAUCUCGUAAAUUCGAUAAUGAAAACUUCAUCUUUUCAGUGUUGAUGAAGGAGAAGGAAGCUGACUUUAAAGUCACUGUGCCAAAGGAGAGGAGAAUCAUGCACCUGGAUUUUGAUUCUCAUUCGUGUAACUAUUCAUCCGAACUUUUAGAGCAGGCACUGAAACUCAAGAAACAGAAUUCUCAUGCUGUCCAUUUGGAUUUCUUGAAGACGGGUGGAUGUAAGGUGAUCGUUGCAAGAAAAGUAACAGAUUUGGCAUUUCAAUGUUUAGACGAAGGGGGCGUAAAGCGGCCCACGGCGGAAGAAGUGGUAGAAAGACUCAAUAAGAUUGUCAAUCCACCGCCUGCUCACGGUGGAAGUAGUAGUAAAUCGUCCAAGUGA
Messenger RNA from Solanum tuberosum (potato), 684 nucleotides. RefSeq names its product probable L-type lectin-domain containing receptor kinase V.3. Gene Ontology annotation, cellular component: plasma membrane. Bases 1 to 684 code for a protein of 227 amino acids. Gene Ontology annotation, molecular function: ATP binding; protein kinase activity. The record is from RefSeq and is a predicted model, not a curated record. The transcript is spliced from 3 exons. Gene Ontology annotation, biological process: protein phosphorylation. NCBI's taxonomy places the organism in Eukaryota, Viridiplantae, Streptophyta, Magnoliopsida, Solanales, Solanaceae.